This is a messenger RNA of Suillus subaureus, 378 nucleotides long. RefSeq lists its product as uncharacterized. The record is from RefSeq and is a predicted model, not a curated record. NCBI's taxonomy places the organism in Eukaryota, Fungi, Basidiomycota, Agaricomycetes, Boletales, Suillaceae. The transcript is spliced from 5 exons. Bases 1 to 378 code for a protein of 125 amino acids.
AUGCCACAACUUGCCAUUCUCUCCUACUUGAAAAUGGAUAGUGAAGCCAUGUUCAAAGGAUCAUGGCUGGGUGGGAGAAUCAAGUCAAGCUGGAUCAAAUAUUCUAGCCAAGUAUUACACCCAGAACAAGCAAGUGCUUCCUGCUCCCUACCUUUCACCCAUUUUGGCUCUGACAAUAAUCACAGUGAUGGACUGUUCACCAGUAUUAGUGACCUAUAUGAUGUCCUUGAAGCAUCUGUCCACAAACUGUCAGACUCCAAGGCAAACUUGGUCAUGGAUGUUGUCAGAGCAAAAUGCAAAAUUUUCUUCACUCAGAAGAUGCUUGCAGAUUGUAUACUAUGGGAAAAUGAGGUGUUUACUAGCUUACUCAAAUUCUGA